UUUGCUUCACCGAGAAAGUUCCUGGGCCAUCAAAACAAAAACAGCGCACACACAGACAGUAGCUAAUGUCAGUGAGAGCUACUGUCGUUAGACAUAAGUCUGCUGUUUCACCAUGAUACUAAAAGCAUGUUGUAUUUACAGCAGCGGAGUUUUUUCUAUACUACUUUUGAUCUUGGGUAUUGCUUUGGUGUUGUCUAACGUGUUUCCACAUUUCCUACAGUCGAUGGUUGAAAAGGAAGUAGUUUUGAAGAAUGGCACAGAGGCAUUUGAGGCCUGGGAGAGUCCACCAGCCCCUAUUUACAUGCAGUUUUACUUCUUUAAUCUGACCAACCCCCUGGAGGUGCUGGAUGGGGAUCGGCCUGCUGUUUUGGAGAUUGGACCGUAUACAUACAGAGAGUACCGGCUUAUGGAGCAAGUGGACUUCCAGGAAAAUGGCACUAAAGUAGCAGCUGUCAACACUAAGACCUACAUAUUCCAGCGUAACAUGUCCCGAGGUCCAGAGAGUGACCUCAUGAGGACGGUCAACAUCCCUGCAAUGACGGUGAUGGAGCAAUUCAAGGACACGCCUUUAAUGGCCAAUCUGAUCUCCUCCUACAUGAAGAGCUCCGGCGAAGGCCUGUUCACCACGCACACUGUGGGAGAGCUGCUGUGGGGAUAUGAAGACACUCUGCUCAAAGCCCUCAAAAUUUUGAAACCUGACCUGGAUGUUGUUUUCGGGCUCUUCUAUAAGAGCAAUGCUUCCAACGAUGGGGAAUAUGUCUUUUUCACUGGUCAACAAAACUACAAAGACUUUGCCAGAGUGGACACAUGGAACAGUGAAAGCAAGAUGAAUUGGUGGACAUCUGAUGAGUGUAAUAUGAUCAAUGGAACCAAUGGAGCAUCUUUCCAUCCGGUCAUCACCAAGAAUGAGAUGCUCUACAUGUUCUCUUCUGACCUGUGCAGGUCUCUUUACGCUCUGUACGAGGAGGACGUGACAGUGAAGGGCAUCCCUGGGUAUCGCUUCAGUCCCCCGAGCAAGAUUUUUGCCAACCACACCGUAAACCCUGCCAACGCAGGCUUCUGUGUCCCUGCUGGAAAUUGCCUGGGCUCUGGCAUGCUGAAUGUCAGCUCAUGUAAACAAGGAGCUCCCAUCGUAAUGUCUCCACCACACUUCUACCAGGCAGAUGAGAAAUAUGUUGAGGAUGUAUUUGGCAUGAGACCUAACAAGGAGCAGCACCAAACUACGAUUGAUAUCAAUCCGCUAACCGGAAUCGUCAUUCAAGCAGCCAAACGGCUCCAGGUCAACGUGUACAUUGAGAAAAUGACCGCCUUCAGUCAAACAGGAAACGUGAGGACAGUGAUCCUCCCUGUGGUUUAUCUCAAUGAGAGCGUCGUCAUCGACGACACGUCGGCCAUGAAGCUGAAGAAGAUCGUUGUCGAGCAGAACGUCGUGGUGAACAUUCCCUUCAUGCUGAUUGGUCUAGGCAUCAUUCUGGGAGGAAUCUUCAUGUUCCUGAUGUGUCAACAGAAGGUCCCCGAGAGCACUUCAGCAGAACGACAGCCCCUGCUCACAUCAUAGCACCAAACAGUAUGUAAAAAGAACGAGGACUGCCAUAUUUGCAGUAUAAUUUAUGGGUUCAAUUGUUCUGCAAUGUUUACCAUUAACCCCCAAGUAAUAGUUCCAUUAUUAUUAUUAACUAGAAUUACACCUUUUAUUCAGUUUUUUAAUUCAAUGUUUUUAAUCAACAAAGUGAAGAGGUUUGUAACAGGGUUAAUGUCUUACACGUCAGUUGUACUGAUUAUGAAAUUUAUAAAUCUUAAAUCUUUUAAUUUUUUUUCUAAUUAUAGGAUUUUGGAUUUAAACAAUGUGCAUUGAGUAAAUUAAAUCUACCAAAUCGAAUUUGAAUUUCUGGAGAGUCUGCUCUGAACCAAUCAAAUCUCCAUGAAUUUAAGUGAAGAUAUACUGUGUGUGUGUGUGUGUGUGUGUGUGUGUGUGUGUGUGUGUGUGUGUGUGUGUGUGUGUGUGUGUGUGUGUGUGUGUGUGUGUGUGUGUGUGUGUGUGUGUGUGUGUGUGUGUGUGUGUGUGUGUGUGUGUGUGUGUGUGUGUGUGUGUGUGUGUGUGUGUGUGUGUGUGUGUGUGUACGAAAGACAGACAGAAAGCAAGAGAAGAGGGUAGUGGACGAAAUGUUCUGCAUCAAAGUCCAGAAAGUUAAUACAGCUGUUAUAAUGCAAGAGAAAUAUCCUUUUUUUUUUAAACAUCAUUUAACAUUUCACACUUUUGUAUUUUUGAAAAGUAAACAACAAGGUCAAGCUGAGCAAAACGACUGCUGGCAUAAUAUUUUAUUCUUAACGUCAUGAAUAUAUAGUGAACACGGCUUCCUUUUUAAAACCAUGUACUCUCAGUCUGUUGUAACCGCAUAUUCACAAUACAUGCAAAUAAUAUAAUGUAUAAUGUUCACAUCCAAAUAAUAACACUUCAACAAUAGCAGUAUAAAGAGCAAGUUCUUGUCUGGUGUGAAACACUGUGCAAUUCCAAAUCUUGUGUGAUUUAGAAUGUUUCUACUGACAUCACCCUAAGAUCAGUGCAUGAACAGCUUCGUGCUCGUCACACUACUGAUGCAUGUUUUGCUUUUUUCCUUUUAACCACUAGGAAUUGUCCAUGUUUUUGUAGUUCAAUUCUGCACUUUUAAACAGCGUUUUGUCAGAUUAUUAUAACUUCAUAGAAAGUUUGGAGAGAAACAAUACAUUGUUGUUUGUAUUGGGCUACAGCUGUUUAGAAUUAAAUGUAAUUGAUUUCCUGUCCUGAACUACGUACAGUAGAAUGUCACUACAAUGUGUAAUUUGCUAUUUGAAUAACCACGGUGUCACACACAUCUUGUUUGAAUGUUGUCUUGGUCUUUGUUUCAUAUGUAACAGAGAUGAUUGUUUACAAUACUACUCCUACAUAGUAAAAUUAAUAUGUAAUAACUGUUUACAUACUCUCAAUAGGUCACAUAUCUCACAAUUUGCUCAUUGUCUUGGUAUUUGUUAUAUCUUCAAUAAACCUGCUGUGCUUCAUA
Messenger RNA from Cottoperca gobio, 3038 nucleotides. It is a transcript of the gene scarb2c, whose product is annotated as scavenger receptor class B, member 2c. NCBI's taxonomy places the organism in Eukaryota, Metazoa, Chordata, Actinopteri, Perciformes, Bovichtidae. The record is from RefSeq and is a predicted model, not a curated record. Gene Ontology annotation, molecular function: scavenger receptor activity. The coding region runs from base 113 to 1558 and encodes 481 amino acids. The transcript has 12 exons. Gene Ontology annotation, cellular component: membrane; lysosome; cytoplasm. Gene Ontology annotation, biological process: receptor-mediated endocytosis; protein targeting to lysosome.